AUGAUGGUGCAGGAUGUCGAGCCCGCUGCAACGGUGCAGCGCUCGGACCUGGAGACUGGCGACGGCGGCCCUGCGGCAGCAGACGCAGCGGCGGCAUGCGAGUGCCCGCCGGCUGAUUGUCCCCCAAUCCAGAAGUGCCUGUGCCCGCCAGCCCAGGAUUGCACGUGUGACGAUCAGGAGUCACCAAAAGACUGCCCUCCCGCUGAGUUCAAGUGCGAGGAGCAAGGCGCCGAGCCAGCCAAGACGGCCAAGGCAGCCGAUUCGGCAGGCGGCGCAGGCGGGCCAGCCGGGGCGCCGCCGCACGCUGGCUGGCGCUCCAGCCCUCAUGUGGCAGCCACGAGCUACAAGCCCGGCCUGCGGGCGCGGCAGAUGCAGAAGGGCGUCGUGUCGUACGGCGCCCCGGCCCGCCCGCGCCGUGCCCUGGCCAAGCUGUUGAACGGCGAGCCCAUCAGUGUGGCAGCUGUCGGCGGCAGCAUCACCUGGGGCGAGGGGGCAGAGAAUGUUGGCCAGACCGACUAUGCUGCCCGGGUGUUUGCCUGGAUCCGGGAAACCUUCCCCAAGGCAAACCACACACUGGUCAACGCCGCCAUCCCCGGAGUUCCCAGCAGCUACUUUGCACUCUGCAACCGCUGGCACGUGCCAGAGGAUGUGGACUUGGUGGUGUUCAAUGUGAAUGACAACGUCGAUGGCAGCCCCGGCUCAGGCAUGCGCCUGGCGCACGAGCGGCUGCUGAGGAAGCUGCUGCAGUACCGCAAUCGGCCCGCUGUGCUGGAGCUCGUGUUUUACCGCUACCCCGCCCCCGACUUUACAUUAGGCGGGGACCUGGGGUCGCAGUACCGGUACCACGGCGACGACGAGAUCGGGGUACUGGCCCAGUACUACCACACCCCCUGGCUGGCCACCCGCAGCCUGGUGUGGGACUACCUGCAGGAGACGGCCCUGGACCCCAAGUCUCGCACCGGUGAGAUGGUCGGCAUGUGGGCCACCACAGACGACGGCGACCACCCCAGCGACACGGGCCACGGGUGGCUGGCGGACCUCGUCAUUUACUGGAUGCAGCAGGUUAUGGAUGACCUGGUGCGGCACCCGCUGGAGGCCGAAGACGAGGAGGAGGCGCAGGCGCCGCUGUCGCUGCCCAUGUACAUCGGCAACUUUGAGAGCAAGAGCAACACGUGCCUAAUGGGGACGAUGAUGAAGGAUCUGGUGACGGCCGCCGACCCAGCAUUCAAGUGGGUCAACGAAGGCACAGCCAAGAAGCCCAAGUGGGGCUACGUGAGCACCCAGCCCGGCAGCUCGCUAGAGAUCACGCUCAGCACCAACGUGUUGGAGGGCCAGGAGGCGGGGUACAACGUGAGCCUUGGCGUGGGCCACCUGAAGAGCUACGAGCACAUGGGGUGGUGGGAGAUGACGUGCGUGGAGGGCUGCGCCUGCGACCCGCUCACGCGGAACGGCCACCACGUGACCCCGGAGAAGCAGUCACAGCUGUUCCAUGCGAUGGCCCUGGUCUCCGCCUCAGACACGUGCCGCCUCAGGUUUACGGUGCUGGAUGAGACGGAGUCUGGGGAGCACAAGUUCAAACUGCUGGGACUGGUGAUUAGCGAAGCGGCCGACAUGGUGGUGAACACCGAACCGGAAGAAGACCACCCCGUGUCGAUUCAGUAUGAGCUGGGCAAGAACGGGACAGCGGCCGAGUUCGCACUUGGCGGGAUCUGA
Chlorella variabilis is the source of this 1713-nucleotide messenger RNA. RefSeq names its product expressed protein. The transcript is spliced from 12 exons. Lineage: Eukaryota; Viridiplantae; Chlorophyta; Trebouxiophyceae; Chlorellales; Chlorellaceae. The coding region runs from base 1 to 1713 and encodes 570 amino acids. The record is from RefSeq and is a predicted model, not a curated record.